AUGUCAAAGAGGAAACUUGAGACAAGUGAAGACGCUAAUCAGCCAAGCAUUGCCCAAUUUUUCAAUGUGAAAGGGGAAAAAGCAGAUGCAGAAGAAUCUGACAACAAUGAAACUCUUCGAAUCACUUACUUUGCGGAGAAAGAGGAGGAGGAUGACAAGGGAGAGAGAAAGAAAAAACAACAGAAGCGCAGUAGCAAGGGUGAUGUGCCUUCAGCGGCGAAGAAUGCUGCGAAGUCGUCUGGAGUUCAACAGAGCAAGAAAGCUCAACUCAACAAGACGAACAGGUCAAUCAACGACCCUGUUACCAAGAUUGAGGGAGGGGAAAAGGUCACCUCAAUGUCUCCGUCAAAAUCACCCAGGCAGGAGCAAUCCAGCAAGCGGCAGAGCAAACCGAACUCCAAGAACGCCGGCCGCAAGAAUAGAAAAUCGGAAUCUUCAAAGGUUACUCUAGAAUCGAUUGCACUGCAGUAUGGUGAAGGAGUUCAGACCCCAAGGCACAAGCCCAAAUUCCACGAAGGAGAUCGAAUUUUGGGUGUGAGUCACAUCAGUCAUGGUGAACUUUAUGAGGCAAAGAUAUUGAAAAUUCGGCCAGAAUUGAAGCAGGGACAGCCAAUUUGGCAGUAUAUGCUCCAUUACCAAGGUUGGGCGAAGAAAUGGGAUGAGUGGGUUAAUGAAGAUGGAUUAUAUGAAGACAAUGCAGAAAGUAGAAAACUAAAGCAAGAGAUUUUGGAUAGAAACAAAGCGCGGCGAGAAGAGUUGAAAGCCAAGGGCAAAAAGCAAGUUAAUGCAAAAGCAAGUUCCAACAAUGAAUCUCAAAGUAAUAUAGACCACGAGAGCUAUGAACCAAAAGAGAAAAACUAUAGGAUUACUCUCCCAAAUACAUUGCAACGCAGACUUCUUGAUGACCUGGACAUGAUUGAGGACAACAAGCUUUUGCCUAUUCCCAGAAAUCCCUGUGUGAAACAAUUUCUGCAAAAUUUCCUUGAUUUCAAGAAAUCGGCUGGUCCGUCGCCCCAGGAAUUUUCAAAGAUGGAAGACAUGAUCAAGGGUCUGGAGGUGUUUUUCAACAACACAUUUGCUAAAAUGCUGCUCUAUCGAUUCGAGAGUGUACAAUUUCGUAGAUUCUGUUCAGCAAAUCCAGGGAUGAGGCCAAGCGAGGUCUAUGGCGGAGAACAUUUCUUGCGGCUGAUGAAUGUGCAACCUAUUUUGACUGAUUUGGUCAAAUACCUCGAGAAGAACGAGAAUAUGUACAUGACAACAGAAUGGCAGCCUGUCGAUACAGAUUACAUUGAGAUGAUCGACCAGCAGGCGAUUAAUUGA
Molecule: messenger RNA, 1320 nt
Organism: Guillardia theta CCMP2712
Lineage: Eukaryota; Cryptophyceae; Pyrenomonadales; Geminigeraceae
Exons: 8
Coding region: 1-1320 (439 amino acids)
Biological process (GO): regulation of DNA-templated transcription; chromatin organization
Cellular component (GO): nucleus; histone acetyltransferase complex
Source: RefSeq, a predicted model, not a curated record